GUGAUAAUAACUAGAUAUACCUUUAUUUUUGACAGCUGCCUGUAUGAGUAUUGUGUCUGCCUCUAUCCAGUUGUGUAAGACGGUCCGAGAACUGUCCUAUGACCUUAUGACCUCUCACCACAAGGACAAACUUAGAAUGUGUAUGGACAAUGUUGACCGUUCCUCCGUCCAGAUCAGAGAGAUUCUACAGAGGUACCACGGGGGUGACGGCACCAAUAGUGGACAUCCACAAAUCUUCACAAACUCUGGUGACGUAAGUGAAAGGGGAAAUAACUGUGAUAAUUCUCUGUCUGCCAAGGGAAGUAACUCCCCACCCCGCCAUCUUGCAAACUUAUUUCGACAGGAAUUUUCUGAGCAGGGGAAAUCUCCCGAAAGUCCUCCACAUGAGAAGUUUGCUCAGUUGCUACGGGAACAGUCGCCAUUGGCGAGUGGGAGUGAUGAGGAUGUCAGGUCAGGGGGACAUUACUCUAGACCUGUAGAGGGGGAAUCUUAUAAAGGGUCACGUGAUGAGGGGGAGGACACGGAGGAAAGAAAUAUCCCGGGAAGUCCCUCCUCUGAAACCUCAGGACAUUCAGCGGCAUCUAGAUAAUCAAAGUACUGAAAGGAUCCACAACUAUUUCUUAAAGUUCGUAGAAGACUGAUUGUGUAGUGAAAAACAAAAUAUAAACAAAAUGAACAUUUUGAUAUUACUCAUGUUGAAGUAAGACAAAUAAAAGAGAAGUACAAUGGUUUUGUGUAAAAUUUAUGCUUAUUGCACAGUUUAGUGGAAAUA
Molecule: messenger RNA, 772 nt
Organism: Saccostrea cuccullata (small rock oyster)
Lineage: Eukaryota; Metazoa; Mollusca; Bivalvia; Ostreida; Ostreidae
Exons: 1
Coding region: 44-589 (181 amino acids)
Source: RefSeq, a predicted model, not a curated record